Messenger RNA from Nothobranchius furzeri (turquoise killifish), 2005 nucleotides. RefSeq names its product calcitonin/calcitonin-related polypeptide, alpha (gene calca). Gene Ontology annotation, molecular function: calcitonin receptor binding; hormone activity. Gene Ontology annotation, cellular component: extracellular region. The record is from RefSeq and is a predicted model, not a curated record. NCBI's taxonomy places the organism in Eukaryota, Metazoa, Chordata, Actinopteri, Cyprinodontiformes, Nothobranchiidae. Gene Ontology annotation, biological process: adenylate cyclase-activating G protein-coupled receptor signaling pathway; regulation of cytosolic calcium ion concentration.
AACUAAAAUCAACUGUACUGAUAUACUUUGCUAUGAUUUACUACAUUUCACAACACAACAUUGUAUGACAUUACAAUAUGUUACACCACGCUACACUACACUACGCUGCGCUAUACAAUACUAUACUAUACUAUACUAUACUAUACUAUACUAUACUAUACUAUACUAUACUGUGCUAUGCUAUGCUAUGCUAUUGUUUACUAUGCCAUUCUUUGCUAUGCUUUGCUAUACAGGGAUUAUCAUUUAUGUUGUUGGUUCAGUUCUAAAUUAUCCUGGUCCAGUUUAAUUCUGCAUUAACUUAAACGCCUUGUCCACACAUUCAAGGCCAUGCAUAACCUCGCCCAUGAUCUCCUGAACUCUGACAGAUCUGGAUCCCUGCCAACCCUCCACGUCCUCCACCCAUGUUUCUGUAUCUCCUGCUCAUCUACCAUAGGGCCCAGAGCAAUCAAUCGCUCUGCCUCUCACCUCUGGUGUUCUCUCCCUCCAGACAUCAGAACAACUGACUCUCUUCCACACUUUAAGCCACAAACCCAGUGCUUUCUUCUUAUGACUAUCUGUUAACCUGUCUUCAUUGUUUAAUUAAUAAGGUGCUUUUAUAUUAUAAUUCCUUAUUGUUUUUUGUUGCCAUCUUUCAUUUUAUUUAAUUUUAAGGUGUCCUUGAAUAUCAUGAAAGUGUUAUUAUUAUCUUGUUUGGACCUUGAUACUGUAACACUGGCUAUAUCUGAGCUUUUUUGAGCCAACAUGACUUCAUCAUGAGGUCAUUUACUGUUUUACACAUGGACAUGCCACACAUUUCAGCCUAAGCCCCUUAUUAGUGUGAGUUAAUGAAAUGUCGGCAGCAUUUCUAAGGUUUCCAUUCAUCUGACCAAAAAAUUGACCACGCCACGCUUCAUUAGACUAUUUGAAUCAAAACCUUUUGCAGUCUUUAGUCAUUUAAAGUACCUUCGUGACCACGCAGCAAGGAAAUCAGCCUACAAACUUUGCUAUUGGUCUCCUGUAAAUUACCGGGGGGUUCUGAUUGGUUUGCAGUUUGAGGUAAAGCUUUUGACCAGCCAAUAGACUGUAAUCAAGUUCACUGAGUUGGUGGAAAAACUCCUCAGGGAUAGCGUAUAAAACCAUGAGCUGUGAGAGAUCUCUGCAGAUGCUCAACUCAGCUCAUCAUUUACUUCUUCAUUCUUUUCCAGAAGAAGAUCUAACGUUCUAAGAGAAACGUGACCAUGCUCAAACUCAGGACACUCCUUCUGGCUUGUGCUCUGAUUUUUUCUCAGACAGACAUCCUACAGGCUGCUUCUUCCAGGGAGUCCAUAUCAGAUGGGGUCACAUUAUUGAACAAGGAUGCUGAAACCUUACUCACAGCAAUCAAGGAGUUCAUGCAAAUAACCUCCGGCGAAUCGGCCCAACAAGCAGCUGAAGAGGAGAGUUUGGAAAGACCAGUGUCUAAGCGCUGCACCGGCUUAAGUACAUGCAUGUUGGGCAAACUCUCCCAAGAUAUUCACAAACUUCAAACCAGUCCUCGCACCAAUGUGGGAGCCAAGACCCCCGGCAAGAAGAGAGGUCAAUCCGAGCUAUAUGAGGGAGAAAGCAACUCGUUCAACCUGUUUCCAUCCACUCUGUCUGUCUGAGCGAACAUUUGCAUGUUCAUCUGCCUUUUUUCAGUCAAACUGCAUGUGGAAAAAAUGGACAAAAAAUAAAAAUAAGAAAAUAAAAUGGUUCUUUCUUUGAUUUGAUGACAAAUUUAAUAAAAACAAAAUUAAAAAGCACAUUUCCUGUUUGAUAACCCUGAUAACCCUAACCAAACCCAUCCUAAAAUAUACAUACUUUUUUUUUGCACAAAGCAUUCAACAGGAACAAUUUGUAAAAAUUAAACACUAAAAUUAAUGUUUAAAUGUGAGUAAGUGUGGAUGUUUAUGAUACACAAACAUUUAUUUGACUGUAAACUAAAAAAAAAAGGGAUUUGGGUUUUUUGGUUAAUUUGAUUCAUUUCAUCCCACCUACAACAUCACAA